Staurois parvus is the source of this 717-nucleotide messenger RNA. The record is from the annotation of a GenBank genome assembly. Lineage: Eukaryota; Metazoa; Chordata; Amphibia; Anura; Ranidae.
ACCGCUGUAACCAGUGAGCAGAAUCCUGUCAUUAUAAUUGCAGUGGUUGCCGUAGCAGGCACUAUUAUUCUGGUCUUUAUGGUUUUUGGCUUCAUCAUAGGGAGAAGGCAUUGUGGAUAUAGCAAAGCUGAUCAGGAGGGAGAUGAAGAACUUUACUUUCAUUUUAAAUUUCCAGGCACCAAAACCUACAUUGACCCUGAAACAUACGAAGAUCCAAAUAGAGCUGUCCAUCAAUUUGCCAAGGAGUUAGAUGCAUCCUGUAUAAAAAUUGAGCGUGUGAUUGGUUCAGGAGAAUUUGGUGAAGUGUGUAGUGGCCGGCUAAAGCUUCCCGGAAAGAGAGAUGUUGCCGUUGCUAUAAAAACCCUAAAAGUUGGCUAUACAGAAAAGCAAAGAAGAGAAUUUUUGUGUGAAGCGAGUAUAAUGGGCCAGUUUGACCAUCCAAAUGUUGUUCAUUUGGAAGGAGUGGUAACACGCGGAAAGCCGGUAAUGAUUGUAAUUGAAUACAUGGAGAAUGGAGCUCUAGAUGCAUUUUUAAGGAAAUCUUUGGAAAUGUUUACUUCAGCUCCCAAAAGUAAACGUACAGGAUCUACUCAGACUAUGCCCUUUGUAAAAGUCCAAACAUUAAAUACCCCUGGAUCAAAUGCCCAGGUAAUUACACAUUCAGCCAUUCAAAGCAGCACAACCAUCCAUAAUAUUCAUAACUCCCAUUUGUUUUAA